GCGAGGGGGGCGCAGAGAGCGAAGGAGUGAUCAAGGUGGGGGGGGCGCCGCGGGAGCGGGGGGCCGUGUCCAGCGGAGUUAGCGGCGGAGAAUGUGAGCCGAGACGCGAGCCAUGCUGUCAGCAACGGCGGGCGGCUCAGGGCUCCUCCACGACUCCUCUCCCCAGCAGCCGGGCGCCCGCGUCGCUGCCGCCGCCGGAAGACUGACGCCCCCCAAAGCCCCUCGCCUGGCUCGGACCCACGGAGCCGGCAGCCCAGCACUCCGAUGGGAGCUUGCCUACCUGUCUACCCAUCGGCCUGGACCCCAGAGCCUGCCCAGCUAAGUGCGUGCAGAGGGCCCCGGUUUCGGGGCAACUCUCAGGCGGCCGCAGAGACCACCCUAGAAUCCCUGGCAAAGACAGGCCUUUCCUGCUGAGCCAGACCUUGUCUACACAGCCUGCUCAGCUCUUAUCCCACUAAUAAUUAAAUCAUUUAUGAUUAUCUGAUCACUGUUUGUCUACCCGGUCUUUGUGCAAAGUAGGCACUCCAUAAGUAAUGAGUGUAUGAAUGAAUGAUGUUACUUCAUCUCUGAGCCUCCAUUUCUUCAUCUGCAAGACGGGGUUAUUAAUAGCCCCUACCUCACAGGAUUUGUAUGAAGAAUUAAGUGAAACGAUGCCUGGACAGCUUCCAGCCCAGUGCCUGGCGCGCAGUAGGUGCUCACUAAACCUGAGCUGCGAUGGUCCUUUCCAGGCGCUGUCCACACCCCGAGGCCUGGGCUCAGGCCGAAGUUGCUCCACAGCUCCCCCAGCUGACAGCCAGCACCUGGCAGAGCCCCCAGGCACGGGGGCCCUCUCUCUCCCAGAGAUCUCCAGUGUGACAGCCCAAGCGGCAGAGCCGAGGGUCCUGGUCCCGGCUUCUCGCACCCUCAUGUCCGCCCCGGCCCCGCCCGGCGGCCCGCGGAGGACAAGGUCAGGAUGCGUGUGAAGCCCCAGGGCCUGGUGGUGACUUCCAGUGCCGUGUGCAGCUCUCCUGACUACCUCCGGGAGCCCAAGUACUACCCCGGCGGCCCCCCCACCCCACGGCCCUUGCUUCCCACCCGGCCCCCUGCCAGCCCACCUGACAAGGCCUUCGCCCACACCUUCUCUGAGAACCCACGCCCACCCCCACGCCGGGACCCCAGCACCCGGCGCCCACCAGUCCUUGCCAAGGGGGACGACCCGCUGCCCCCGAGGGCAGCCCGUCCCGUCUCACAGGCCCGCUGCCCCACCCCCGCGGGAGACGGCAACAGCUCCCAACGGCGCUGGGACAACGGGCGGGUGAAGCUGCGUCCCGUGGUGCGGCUGAUUGACAUCAUGAAGGACCUGACACGGCUCUCCCAGGACCUGCAGCACAGCGGCGUGCACCUGGACUGCGGUGGCCUCAGACUCAGCCGCCCACCUGCCCCGCCCCCCGGUGACCUGCAGUAUAGCUUCUUCUCCUCACCCAGCCUGGCCAACAGCAUCCGCAGCCCCGAGGAGCGGGCUGCCCCCCACUCCAAGUCGGAGAGGCCCAGCCACCCCCUCUAUGAGCCUGAGCCCGAGCCUAGGGACAGUCCCCAGCCUGGCCAAGGCCAUAGUCCUGGGGCCACGGCCGCGGCCACCGGGCUGCCCCCGGAGCCUGAGCCAGACGGCCCUGAUUACUCGGAACUUGCAGAUGCCGACAUCCUCAGCGAGCUGGCCUCCCUUACUUGCCCCGAGGCCCAGCUGCUGGAGGCCCAGGCCCUUGAGCCACCAUCUCCUGAGCCAGAGCCUCAGCUCCUGGACCCCCAGCCCCGCUUCCUGGACCCACAGGCACUAGAGCCGCUCGGGGAAGCUUUGGAGUUGCCACCCCUGCAACCUCUUGCUGAUCCUCUGGGGCUGCCAGGCCUGGCGUUACAGGCCCUGGAUACCCUGCCCGACUCCCUGGAGUCGCAGCUGCUUGACCCUCAGGCACUCGACCCCCUGCCCAAGUUGCUUGACGUCCCUGGCCGCCGUCUGGAGCCCCAGCAGCCCCUGGGGCCCUGCCCACUGGGCGAGCCCUUGCGCCUGGACUUGUGUUCACCCCAUGGCCCCCACGGGCCUGAGGGUCACCCCAAGUACGCCUUGCGGCGCACUGAUAGGCCAAAGAUCCUGUGUCGCCGGCGGAAAGCUGGACGGGGGCGCAAGGCAGACGCCGGGCCGGAGGGCCGCCUGCUGCCCCUGCCUAUGCCCACAGGGCUGGUGGCCGCCUUGGCCGAGCCCCCGCCACCACCGCCUCCACCACCUCCUGCCCUGCCAGGCCCGGGCCUAGUCCCAGAGCUGGAGCCAGAAUCUUCCCAGACUCCAGGGGUCCCCAGCCGCAAAGGCAAGUGCCGGGGCGUGCGGCGCAUGGUGGUGAAAAUGGCCAAAAUCCCCGUAUCGCUGGGACGGCGGAACAAGACCACGUACAAGGUGUCCUCCUUGAGCAGCAGUCUGAGCGUGGAGGGCAAGGAGCUGGGCCUGCGCGUGUCCGCGGAGCCCACGCCACUGCUGAAGAUGAAGAACAACGGACGGAACGUGGUGGUGGUCUUCCCCCCCGGGGAGAUGCCCAUUAUUCUUAAGCGGAAACGCGGCCGCCCUCCUAAGAACCUGCUGCUGGGUCCUGGCAAGCCCAAGGAGCCGGCAGUGGUCGCGGCCGAAGCAGCCACCGUGGCCGCGGCCACCAUGGCCAUGCCGGAGGUGAAGAAACGGCGGCGGCGGAAGCAGAAGCUGGCCUCCCCGCAGCCGUCGUAUGCGGCAGACGCCAAUGACAGUAAGGCCGAGUACUCCGACGUUCUGGCCAAGCUGGCCUUCCUGAAUCGCCAGAGCCAGUGCUCUGGGCGCUGCUCGCCCCCCCGCUGCUGGACACCCAGCGAGCCCGAGUCGGUACACCAGGCACCCGACACCCAGAGCAUCUCCCAUUUCCUGCACCGGGUGCAGGGCUUCCGACGGCGUGGCGGUAAAGCAGGCGGUUUUGGUGGCCGGGGUGGGGGCCAUGCCGCCAAGGCGGCCCGAUGCUCCUUCAGUGACUUUUUCGAGGGCAUUGGCAAGAAAAAGAAGGUGGUGGCAGUGGCAGCUGCUGGCGUCGGGGGCCCCAGCCUCACCGAGUUGGGGCACCCACGCAAGCGGGGCCGGGGGGAGGUGGACGCCAUGACUGGGAAGCCCAAGCGCAAGAGGCGGUCCCGGAAGAAUGGGACUCUGUUCCCAGAGCAGGUGCCUAGCGGCCCGGGCUUUGGGGAGGCCGGCGCCGAGUGGGCCGGGGACAAGGGCGGCGGCUGGGCCCCUCACCAUGGGCACCCAGGCGGGCAAGCCGGCCGAAACUGUGGGUUCCAGGGGACCGAGGCCCAGGCCUUUGCCUCCACCGGGCUGGAGAGCGGGGCCUCGGGCCGCGGCAGCUACUACAGCGGUGGCGCCCCCGCAGGCCAGGCCGAGCUCAGCCAGGAGCGCCAAAACCUCUUCACCGGCUAUUUUCGCUCACUGCUCGAUUCGGAUGACUCCUCCGACCUCUUAGACUUUGCCCUCUCAGCCUCUCGCCCGGAGUCCCGGAAGGCAUCAGGCACCUACGCAGGGCCCCCCACCAGCACCCUGCCUGCCCAGCGGGGCCUGGCCACCUUCCCCAGCCGGGGGGCCAAGGCCAGCCCAGUGGCGGUGGGCAGCAGUGGGGCUGGUGCGGAGCCCUCCUUCCAGCCUGUCCUGCCCGCUCGCCAGACCUUCCCGCCGGGCCGGGCGGCGAGCUACGGGAUCACUCCAGCCACUUCAGACUGCCGGGCAGCCGAGACCUUCCCGAAGCUGGCGCCCCCGCCGUCGGCCGUGGCCCGCUCCCCGACCGCCCACCCGCCCGCCAGCACCUACCCACCUCAGUACGGUGGCUACGGGGCCGGACAGAGCGUUUUUGCCGCAGCUAAGCCCUUCACGGGCCAGGACUGUGCUAACAGCAAGGACUGCAGCUUCGCCUAUGGCAGUGGCAACAGCCUGCCUGCCUCCCCCAGCAGCGCCCACAGCGCCGGCUACGCCCCACCGCCUACGGGGGGCCCCUGCCUGCCACCCAGCAAGGCCUCGUUCUUCAACAGCUCUGAGGGGGCCCCCUUCUCUGGCUCAGCCCCCACGCCCCUGCGCUGUGACAGCCGGGCCAGCACCGUCUCUCCCGGCGGCUACAUGGUACCCAAGGGCACCACGGCCUCUGCCGCCUCCUCCUCCUCCUCCUCCUUCCAGCCCUCGCCUGAAAACUGUCGGCAGUUCGCGGGGGCUUCUCAGUGGCCUUUCCGGCAGGGCUAUGGAGGCCUGGACUGGGCCUCAGAGGCCUUCAGUCAGCUCUACAAUCCCGGUUUCGACUGCCACGUCAGCGAGCCCAACGUGAUCCUGGACAUCUCCAACUACACGCCGCAGAAGGUGAAGCAGCAGACGGCUGUGUCCGAGACCUUCUCCGAGUCGUCGUCCGACAGCACCCAGUUCAAUCAGCCGGUGGGCGGCGGCUUUCGGCGCGCCAACAGCGAGGCCUCGAGCAGCGAGGGCCAGUCAAGCCUGUCCAGCCUGGAGAAACUGAUGAUGGACUGGAACGAGGCAUCCUCUGCCCCCGGCUACAACUGGAACCAGAGCGUCCUUUUCCAGAGCAGCUCCAAGCCGGGCCGCGGACGGCGGAAGAAGGUGGACCUGUUCGAGGCCUCACAUCUGGGCUUCCCGUCAUCCGCCUCGGCCACCGCCUCAGGCUACCCGUCCAAACGGAGCACCGGGCCCCGGCAGCCGCGGGGUGGACGGGGUGGUGGGGCCUGCUCAGCUAAGAAGGAGCGGGGCGGGGCGGCCGCCAAAGCCAAGUUCAUCCCCAAGCCACAGCCCGUCAACCCCCUGUUCCAGGACAGCCCGGACCUCGGCCUGGACUACUACAGUGGGGACAGCAGCAUGUCACCACUGCCCUCCCAGUCGAGGGCCUUCAGCGUGGGUGAGCGAGACCCUUGUGACUUCAUGGGACCCUACUCCAUGAACCCGUCCACUCCUUCUGACGGCACCUUCGGCCAAGGCUUCCACUGCGACUCGCCCAGCCUGGGUGCUCCUGAUCUAGAUGGCAAGCAUUUCCCGCCUCUGGCCCACCCACCCACAGUGUUUGAUGCUGGUCUGCAGAAGGCCUACUCACCCACCUGCUCACCCACGCUGGGUUUCAAGGAGGAGCUGCGGCCGCCCCCCACAAAGCUGGCUGCCUGUGAGCCCCUCAAGCACGGGCUCCAGGGGGCCAGCCUGGGCCAUGCGGCUGCAGCCCAGGCCCACCUCAGCUGCCGGGACCUGCCGCUGGGCCAGCCCCACUACGACUCCCCCAGCUGCAAGGGCACAGCUUACUGGUACCCGCCGGGCUCGGCUGCCCGCAGCCCACCCUAUGAAGGGAAGGUGGGUACGGGGCUGCUGGCUGACUUCCUGGGCAGGACGGAGGCCGCGUGCCUCAGUGCCCCACACCUGGCCAGCCCACCGGCCACACCCAAGGCCGACAAGGAGCCACUGGAGAUGGCCCGGCCGCCCGGCCCACCCCGUGGCCCUGCCGCCGCCGCCGCUGGCUACGGCUGCCCGCUCCUUAGUGACUUGACCCUGUCCCCUGUGCCGAGGGACUCGCUGCUGCCCCUGCAGGAUACCGCCUACAGGUAUCCAGGCUUUCUGCCGCAGGCGCAUCCCGGCCUGGGUGGGGGCCCCAAGAGCGGCUUCCUGGGGCCCAUGGCGGAACCUCACCCUGAGGACACAUUCACCGUCACCUCCCUGUAGUGCCAACUGAAGUGCCGACUGGACCUCGAGGUUUUGUUCCUGGCUUUCAGAAAACCAACGCCAAGACCCCUCCCAGCGUCCACAUUGUCCUCUGGCAGGAGCGCCUGCCCCUUUGCCUCCCACCCCACCCCACCUGCCUCCCUUGCACUACCAUCUCCCCCCCACCCCUCCCCGCCCAUCUCCUCCACGCAGAAGCCGAAGGUGAGCCCUUUCUGCACAAAACCAGCAAUUGUAAAUACUUUUUAAAAAUGUACAAAACUUAAAAACAAAACACAGUUUUAGAAAAAGACAAAAAAAAAAGAGAGAGAGAGAGCGCGAGCGUGUGCAAGAGGUUGCGAGCGGGGCCCCGAGGUGUCCAGAGCCCCUGCAAGUAUGCACUGAGAAAUUUAUCUACAGGUCGUUUGACAAAAAUGAACAAUAUCCUAUUUAUUGUAUAUACUGUUUUAUUAUAAAUCGUGGAUUGUAUAUUGCAUUCUGUAAACCUGCUGUGGUCCCGUGGUGUGCAAAUUCGCAUGGUGGGGGGGAGGGGGCAGAACCUCUUGCGGGAGCUUUUUUUUUUUUUUUUUCUCCUUUUUUUCUUAUUUUUCACUCUUUUGGGUUUUCUCUUCUGUUGUUGUUGUUGUUUUCUGUUUUGGCAGGACACACCCAAAGAUCCAAGUUUGUAUUAAAAAGAAAUGAAAAAAAGCAAAAAAAAAAAAAACCCACCUCGUGUCUUGUGAAAGGGGGUGAGUGAGGGUGGAUGGAAUGGAAGAGGCAUGGCUGGGUUUUGUUACCAGACACUGGCUCCCCUGAGUGGAAAUACCUUCAUGUGUUCUCACCUUCUGAGGUCUCCCUUCUGCCUGAGAUCUGAGUCAGCUUUGCAUCUGGGAACCGCGCCCCCCUCCCAGAUUACAGCCCAGGCCCUGGGUCUCCCCUGCCGUGAUCCCCAGCCUGCUCCCUAGGGCUUUGUGGCCCCUGUCCAUGCAUUAUGUCCCAGAUCCAGGGAUUCUGCCUCCUAGAUCCUUGGCCUUGGUCCUGGGUCUCCCCUGAUUCUGAAACCCCUAUUGUGUCCCACACCCCAGGACCCCACAAGUACGGGGAUGCUGGCCUCUUGAACCCCUUUUCUCCCCUCAAGUCCUAGAUUUCUUUUCCUGGAGGGAUCCCCAUUAUAAAUCAGGUCUCGAGUCUCCUUGCUUCCAGACCCUCUCAUUCCAUCCUGGAUCCCAGGUCUCUUGACUCCAGCCCCUUCCUUUACACUGUGGCACCCCAGCCUUUGGGCCCUGCAGUUCUCCUCCGGUUCAGGGACACCUGUCUUUGAGACCCUCAUGCCGUCUUGGCCCAAGAACCCUUGUGGAACACCCCCUUUCCCACAAGGACUGGAGUAUCUCCCAUUCACCCCAGGUCCUGGAUCUCCUUAGUCUCCAGGCCCCCCAUUUUGCCCCAGCACACCUGACGCACCUGCAUCUAUCUGCCUGUGCGAAUUCCAGAGUUGAUAGGCCAGUAACCCUGAUAUUUCUGCCUUCCCCCUUCCCCUGAACCCCAAAUGCUGGGGCUGUUUUCUCCCAGCAUUUGUAAACUUUUAUACAAAGUUUGAGAAAACUCAAUCCCGUGCCUAUAUCUGGUGGGCCUGGAAAGGCUAAAUUGUUCCCCACUCCCUGACCUUGGGAGCUUUUGGCUGCCCUUGAUCAAAUAAUGCCCACUUGGGGCAGCCUGGUCUUUAACACGCGGCUUUUCCCAUAGAUCUGCUUCAUGUUAAACCUCUGCUGAAUGUGGCUCUGUGUCUCCCCACUGAAGAUCAGGGGGACCCCGAGGGACAGCUCCACGGGGCCCACACAGCCUUAGGAGAGUCUGAGGAACCCUCUGAGGGGGAGACACAGACCGCCAGCUUCUGGGGACCCCUAUCUGAAAGAGGACAUCAGAGGAUUCAAGUAAAACAGUCCCCCAAAACUGAAGCCUCUGUGCUGGAUGUGAGGCUUAUCCACCCACCAAGCCCCCUCUCUGCAUCCCCAACAACUCAGAUGAAGUCACUGCCACCUCACUGCCUGGUGAGGCAAAGGCGACCACACGAAGCUCAAGGCUACAAUCCAGUAUGGUGCUGCACGUGGGGG
This is a messenger RNA of Mirounga angustirostris (Northern elephant seal), 7821 nucleotides long. RefSeq names its product AT-hook DNA binding motif containing 1 (gene AHDC1). The coding region runs from base 953 to 5734 and encodes 1593 amino acids. The transcript has 6 exons. The record is from RefSeq and is a predicted model, not a curated record. NCBI's taxonomy places the organism in Eukaryota, Metazoa, Chordata, Mammalia, Carnivora, Phocidae.